AUGAAGCGCGCACGAAGCAAGCAUUUGUUCUCGCGCAAGCGCAAGCAGUCUGCAGCCGGCGAACCUCACUGUCCUGCACCGGGCACUGAAGAAGUUUAUGUGAAUAGCUUUGGGACCAUCAUCACGGAGGGUUUGCGCCGCUUCGAGGAGCACUACAGGCCUCAGUGUUUGGCGGAUGGUAGUGAGUGGGCCAAGUUAGCACAUUCUUUGCGGCAGAGGUGCACGUUGCAAGAGCGGGCUGCUUCAUUGGCGGUGGUGCAACACAAGGCUCAGACCUUCCCAGGACCCUGUGGCGACAAGACACGUGGGUUUGAUCGUAUCAUUUGUGAUGUGCCGUGCAGUGGAGAUGGCACAAUGCGGAAGCAUCCAGAGAAAUGGCGAUCAUGGAGCCCGCACUUGGGCAGAGAGCUUCACUCCCGGUUCAGUGGAGACGGCAGCGAGCCACAGAAAGACUACAAGCUGUGGAAGCGAUGGUCGAGGGCCUAUCUGGCAGUGCAGAGAGCAAAGGGGGCAGAUGAAUCUGUUUUCGGAGCUAUGCUGUUCACGAUGCUGGAUGGGACAGCGCUUCGUUCCUUCGAUGCUGUCAACAUGGACGACCUGGAACAAGCUGGCGGACAAGAUCUGAUAUACCAAGUGCUGGACGACAGGUUUCCUGAGGAGGCUGUGCAUGAUCGUUUGGGCGAGGUAUUGGAUCGGGUGUUUGAUCUCAAAGUUGACCGUGGCGAAUCAACAUCGCAGUACACUGGGAAGGCACGUGCAGCGUUUUCUGCAGCAGAAGCGGAAGGUCGUCAGGGUCACCAUGCUGCAGUUGUUGAUGCUGAAGCGGAGGACGACGAUGCAGGCGACAUUGGAGACGUUCUCGUAGCUGAAGACGACGAGGGACUGUUGGGUGAUGACCCAAUCGAAGAGCAGGAUGCAGUGGACGUCCUACUCUCCUGGAAGCAGACCAGGCAGAACAUCAACAAGGAGAAGUUGUCGCGCGGGCUCAAUACCGGAGGACUCAAAAAGACUGUGGAAGUGCCGGUCCAUCAGUUGAGCAUGGCACGACUGACCAUCAUGGAGUACCAGGACGGCACCGCCGAUGAACAGUUCACACCAAACUGGAAGAACAGCUUGGAAGCUCGCCGGAAGACAGAGAGACCUUGGAAGGGCAAGACAAUUUUCUACUACCUUCAAGGUCACGGAUCAGUUGAAGAAUCAGAAAAGACAGAAGUCAACGAUGAAGCAUUUGUGCGAUUGCUGGAUGCUGAAGACACGCUGGAUCGAGAGAUCUUUGGUGAUGAGUACGGCGUUCAGGUACUUUUUGAGCCGGAGGAGGCGGAUUGCAUCGACACCGAGGUGGCUGAGAUCACAGCAGCCUUUUUCGAAGUAGCAGGAGAAGAAGCCUCCCUCGAAGCGGAAAUGCUCAGACUGUAUGGCGAAGCGAGCGCCAAAAAAAUGCCAGUGCUGCAGGGUCUCAGCAAGUUGAGGAUGAUCGAGAGCGGGGUCCCUUCGAGCGAGAUCCUGGAAGCUAUCCGGAGCGGCUCGGAAGGCGAUCGACCCUUGGAGUUCCAAGGAGAGUUAGGCGACGCGGAAGACACCGCAGUGAAAUCCCAGUCGGAGGAGCGGCCACCUGAGAGUUCCCGGGUGGGCCCUCCAGGAUGGGCAUCGGAAAAGAAGGCGGAGAAGCCCUCUAGGGUGCGAGUGAAGGAGGAGGAGUCGGAAGAGAAGCCGGGACCAUCGUCAGGUGCCGGAGCGGUGGAGCCGGAGUUGGACCCGGAGCAAACCCUGGAGGGCCGGGAGUUAGACAGCAUGCAACAGCCCGAUUGGGCCACGGUCGAGACCCUCAUUGAGGAGGACAGGCUACCUAAGUCCGGCGGGGCGAUUUUGGGCGUGGAAGCCAUGACGCGCGCCGUCGUAUGCACGGAGGAUCAACAGGGAGAACGCCAGAUCAGCGGAGACUGUGCGGUCCCUGUCACCGAACUCCCACCUGCGCUGCGGGGCGCGGGAGCUGAAGACCUGGAGGAGCUUGAGGUGACCCUGGAGAAGGAGAAGGAGACCAAGACGAAACACUACCGAGAUCAUCCGCUGGAGCAAGUUGAGACCACACCCAACGGAGUUGAGCUGGGGCCGGACUCCGACGACAGCGAAGGCGAUCCAGCGGCUACCGAUUUGGAGAUGCACCAUACUUUCGUGCAGCUGGCCUCAGGAGGAUCAAGGUUCGCAGAACUGCAAGUGGACCACAGCUGGGGCGUGGACUAUAAGCUCUGCAACAAGUGCUUCGGAAAGAACGCAGAGUCACCCACGUGCCCCUUGCUAUGUGACUUCGUGUUGGUGAAGGGCGGCCGGGCUGUCCUUCGCUGCGGGCGGCGAUGCAGGGGCGAUCAAGUACAAGGGCACCUGAACCCAAGUGAGCCAGGCUUCGACCUCUCGAGUAGGUCACGCGCGCAGGCCGUGGAGGCGGCCAAGCAACCCAGCUUCGGGAAGCGGCAGUGGCUCAAAUGCUUUGUGAGGGAUGGGACAUCCUGGCAAGUGGAAGGUGUUAGGCUCAUCUAUGCUCAUCAGGCAUUAUUGCCGCAGCAACGUGAUCAGUCAGCCAAGAGAUCUGGCGGUGCAGACCGUCCACCUGCGGCUGCGCUGCAGCCUGUGGAUGAAGUGGAGCCGCUGGAGCCUUUUAAUCACCCUGAAGAAGGUAAAGUGAGCGAGGCACAUUCUAUCAAGGAUCCAUUGGGCAGCUUCGAGAACAACAGCCCACGACCGCCGCCAAGGCCUGGUGACUUCGAGGAGCUUUCCAACGCGCCACACAAUUUGCCAGGGGCAGAUGCAGACCAUUUGCAUGGGAGGUUGGGCUUGAAAGCGGAUGGCUCACUGUUGGUGAGUCCAACUCCACUGCCGCCUGGUGGCCUGUCAGACGAGGAUAGACGUGAUGCCCAUCGGGGGUUCUGUUUCAAUUCGCGCGUGAGUGACUCUUUGCCAUUGGACAGGCAACAGAAAGAUUUCCGGUCGGCGGCCUGCCGGAGAAAGGCAGAAGGAUAUCCAAAAGAUCUUCCAACAGCCACCGUCGUAAUGGUUUUUCACAACGAAGCGUUUUCCGCGCUUGUGAGGUCCGUUCAGUCCGUUCUCAACACUUCCCCGUCGCAUCUUCUGGAAGAGAUCAUCCUCGUGGAUGAUGCUAGCCAUCCUGAUGACUUACGUUUCUACCGCAAGCAUUGGCGCGCGGCUCUGCAGGGCUCAUGUUUAGUUGGGCCAUGUCACAGUUGCCGUUCACAUCCCUGGGGCAGUUCCUCCAUGGUUUUUAUCCAGCAUCCGUGUGGGGAGGAGUGCGACGUCCAGUUUAAAGAUGCGUAA
Messenger RNA from Durusdinium trenchii, 3327 nucleotides. The record is from the annotation of a GenBank genome assembly. Lineage: Eukaryota; Dinophyceae; Suessiales; Symbiodiniaceae.